Homarus americanus (American lobster) is the source of this 2431-nucleotide messenger RNA. It is a transcript of the gene Cyp18a1, whose product is annotated as cytochrome P450 18a1-like. Gene Ontology annotation, molecular function: heme binding; oxidoreductase activity, acting on paired donors, with incorporation or reduction of molecular oxygen, reduced flavin or flavoprotein as one donor, and incorporation of one atom of oxygen; iron ion binding. Gene Ontology annotation, biological process: xenobiotic metabolic process. Gene Ontology annotation, cellular component: intracellular membrane-bounded organelle; cytoplasm. The transcript is spliced from 5 exons. The record is from RefSeq and is a predicted model, not a curated record. The coding region runs from base 7 to 1602 and encodes 531 amino acids. Lineage: Eukaryota; Metazoa; Arthropoda; Malacostraca; Decapoda; Nephropidae.
UCCAAGAUGUUAGGAGUAUACAUAUUUAGAUGGCUAUGCGAGCUGCUGGAGGUGGUGGUCCUCCAGUACGUUUGUCACGUGUUGGUCUUCAUCACAGUGCUGCUGGGGACCCGCUAUUACCUGGGCUCUCACGCCCAUCCCCUCCCACCUGGCCCUUGGGGGGUCCCUGUCCUGGGAUACCUUCCUUUCCUCAAUAAGGAUAUUCACAUUGCCUUCAUGAACCUUGCCAGGAAGUUCGGUUCCGUAUACCGUCUCAGCUUCGGGAACAAAAUGCUCGUGGUCCUCACCGACCCUAAGAUCAUCCGUGACGCCUUCAAGAGGGAGGAAUUUCACGCACGCCCGUCCAGCGCUCUCUAUGACAUGUUCGACGGCUAUGGUCUGGUCAACACCUCUGGAGUAACCUGGCGGGACCAGAGAAGGUUCCUACACGAGCGCCUCCGAGCCCUUGGCAUGAAGACCACCGGACCAGGUCGUGAGCAGAUGGAAGUCAGGAUUAUGAGUGAGGUGGAGUGUUUGCUGCAGUGUCUGGCCACAGGCAAGGGCAAGGCUAUGGAGGUGGGCGAGCUGCUCUGUAAUGCCUCUACUAAUGUCAUGUGUUCCCUCCUCAUGUCAGUCCGUUUCCGCCCCAACAAUCCCAACUUCCUUCGCUUCAUGGAACUUCAUGAUGAAGGCUUCAAGCUGUUUCUCAAGUGUGACAUCACGAGUUACCUCCCCGUCUGCAAGUAUUUCCCUUCAGUCAAUGAGAACUUCCAGAAACUGAUCCAGAGCCGAGAUGAGUCUGGCGAGAUGAUCCGGAAUAUCAUCAAGGAGAGGCGAGAGACUUUUGACCCCAGCCACACCGGAGACAUCCUUGACUGUUAUCUCCUAGAAGAACACCGAGCCAAGGAGGAAGGAAGAGUCCUAUUUGAAGGAAAAGAUUUUGACCGACAACUGGUACAGGUAAUGGCUGACAUGUUCAGUGCCGGAGAGGAGACGGUCAAGACAUGUUUGUUGUGGGCUCUCGUGUAUUUGCUGCGUCACCCAAAAGUCAUGCACAAGGUUCAGGAUGAGCUGGAUGCUGUGGUGGGCCGCUCUCGCAUGCCAAUUCUCGACGACCAGCAGCACUUGCCCUACACAGAGGCGACCCUGUGUGAGGUCCUUCGUCGCUCCACUGUAGUUCCUCUGGGGACUUCCCACGCAACCACCAGGGAUACUACACUAGGAGGCUACACCAUCCCUAAGGGAGCCACCGUCAUUCCCCUCAUUUAUGCUUGUCAUAUGGAUUCACAGCUGUGGGAAGACCCGGAGAGGUUUGAACCAGCCAGGUUUAUAGAUGCAGAAGGACGAGUGAAGAAACCAGAGCAGUUUAUUCCCUUUGGCGUUGGACGACGUAUGUGUCUCGGUAACGUCCUCGCUCGAAGUGAACUUUUCCUCUUCUUCACUUCCAUCCUUCACGUCUUUAACUUGGCGAAGCCAGAAGAUGAGCCCCUACCCAGCAUGGAAGGAAACCUCGCCACUACUUAUACACCAAAGCCAUUUAAGUUGUCGUUCAUCCCUCGUGAGGUGUCAAAGAUCGGUAACAUUGACAUGCAGUCCCAUGAGCUAAGAACAGCAGGACUUUAAGGGAGGUACUUCCUCCCUAUGACUUCACAACACAACACACACAAAAGGCCCUGGACUCUGUUACCCCCUGACAGUUCCAACACAUCUAGUGACUCCACCUCCGUCUAGCAAUAACCCCCCCCCCCCUCCUCAACGAAAUAUUCGGUGAAGUGGAGUGGAGGAAGCUUGGAGGUUCUGGAGGCCAAGUUAGUGUGGACUGAGAAGUAGCUCAAGUGAAAAUUUUGGUGUGAAAGUCAAGAGGAAGAGUGAGAGAGGUUGUCGAGGCUGGCCCCCCACCCACCCUCCGCCUUAUAAAAGCAGGAAGUCCCACCAAAGACAGCGUGCCGAGUCCCUCCUAAGAUCCGGCGGCUUAUCUGUGAUAUGUUUGUAGUAGUAUAAUAUAGUAGUUUGUUGUGUAAAGUACAUUAGGUUCUUUGUCUCUUUGCUGUAGUAUAGGAUUUUCUUUAAUGGAGUCUCAGGCGUAAAGAUGUUCUUUCAGUUAAUUGAUGGUAAAGUUAUAACCGGGUUAGAUUUCUUUAGCUCGAUAAGUCAGGUGAGUUGAGUCAGUGUCAUGUGACGCACCACGCUUCAAGCUGUGCAUGCACAAAGAGCACACGCUAUUGCUGUGGACAGUAAAUGUAAACUUGUAAAUGAUAAAAAAUUAGUAGUCGAUUGUUAACUAGCCAAGUAAGCCUUAAGUUAAACUGAACGUAAGAGCAGUCUGUCUGUCACUGCUUGUUCCUGCUCAAUACUGUGCUCAAGUAAUUUCUAAGUAGAUUUUAUAUGUGGCCUCACUAGACGGGGCUUGUAAGGAGAAUAGCGUUUCUUAAUUAUUAAAAUAUAGAAUGUU